AUGCAGCGUUACCUGCGGCAACCAGAAGCGUAUCCGUUCCUGUGGUUACGCAUGCACAGCGACCAGAGUCUGGGUGAUGACCUGCGAACUGGACAGAUGCCCAGGUUUCAUAUUGUCUCUUUCCCCUCUCUUUCUGUAGAUGACCUCCUAGCAGUUACUGAGCUGAUGCCUCUGGAGAAAACCAAUGGCACUGACUCCCUUGACACAAAUGUGGACAGCUGUGACAAGUGGCUGAGCUGUAAGAACGACUUCCUCCAGAAGUACCUCCAUAAGGUGCUGACCGAACUACCCAGCUGCCCCUGCUCCUACCCGUCCGAGGCCGUCUACAACGCCGUCCACAUAUUCGACACGACGCUGCGUAAGACCUACCGCUGGCGCGACGCCUCCGGCCCCAGAGAACGCCUGGACAUUUACAAGCCUUCCGCUCGCUUCUGCACGCGCUCCAUGAUCUCCUCCAAUAGCACCACCCUGGCCGCGCAGCACUGUUGCUACGACGACCAGGCGAAGCUUAUCACGCGGGGUAAAGGGGCGGGCGCUCCGAACCUCAUCAGUACUGAGUUCUCGCCGGAGCUGCAUUACAAAGUGGACGUGUUGCCCUGGAUCCUGUGUAACGGGGACUGGAGCCGCUUCCACUCUGUGAGGCCGCCCAACAACGGGCUGCUGUGUCCCGACAACCCACACGAGGAGGUGCAUCAGGCUCAACUGGAGGAGGCCAGGGAGUACUGAUGGGGAGGAGAACUGAGACCCUGACCGGGGGAAGAGCUGGAAAGAGGGGGUAGAGAGAGCCACGUGGUCCCCAAUUAUGUCUGGAUUUCAGCAUAGACCACAUACUGAAUAUGUGUAGCGUUAACUAUCAGUUGGUUUGGGGAGAAAAGGACUCCUGGAUGUCCCAUCUCUAGCUCCUCCUUAUUCAGUGUUCGGUCACAUUGAGGCACGGAGUUUAUUAAUGACUGAAAUUGGACAUUUCUCCAAUCAGGGAAGCCGGCAACCA
Oncorhynchus gorbuscha (pink salmon) is the source of this 991-nucleotide messenger RNA. Its product is annotated as isthmin-2-like. The coding region runs from base 1 to 726 and encodes 241 amino acids. NCBI's taxonomy places the organism in Eukaryota, Metazoa, Chordata, Actinopteri, Salmoniformes, Salmonidae. The transcript has 3 exons. The record is from RefSeq and is a predicted model, not a curated record.